CAGAACUUGGAUGAAACGCAGCGCAGACUGAAAGAUUCAUUUGUUGCUUCGGUUUGUUUCUUCUUGAAAGCAGACGAUAUGUGGAACAAUGCUGUCUCUAUCGUAAUUAUCAUCGUUCCGAGUUAUUACUGGGGAAGAAGUUUACUUUUUCUUCGAAAAGUUUGAAGUGUUUCUUGAAAGAAUAUUCGUUUACAUGCAUGGAUUUAAAAAACAUUUUCGUCUGCAGAUAGUUUACAGGCAAGUGAAAGCAACGGCGUUUCAUUAUGUGAACGGAACGUAAAAAAUUUUCGCAGCAAGUUAAUAAUUUUGUAGGUGACAUUAGAGCUAUAUGUUUUUGUUAUUGCCAUUUUAGGCCUUCUAGUUUAAAACAUAAGGGAAAAAAAAGGAAUUUAAAACUUUUCUUCUCGGAUUUUUAAAAUUUAUAUUCCUACGAAACUAAUUAACGAACAGUAAGAAGCUAGAUGAAUCUAAUUGUAAAAAAUGCUGACUUUAAUAUUUGAACCUCUUUUAAAGAAAAAACAUUAAAAAAAAUGAAUAAUUAAAGUUAAUGAAACAAAUAUUAAGGAAUUUAUUAAAGAUUACAAAUAUUGCUACUUGCUGUAAAUUAUGCACAGAAGCUCAGUGUUAUUAAGUACAUUAAAAAACAAAAUAAAAGUUCCAAAGUUUAACAUUUAUUUCGAUCUUUUGAUUUAUGAUUAGUAAAAAAUUGUUAAUUUUUAUGAAAUUCGAAUUUUUAUUGCUAUACUUUUAACAUAUGAAAGAGAAUUCAUUAGCUAAUAAUAGCCGAAAUAUAACAUAUUAACUACACUGGCGAAGAAAUUUAGUUUGGCAUUUUAAAAAUCUGUAAAUUAAAAAUGCAAAAUAUCCGCAAUCACUUCUAAAUUUCUGAUUAAAAACCUGACGAAUUUUUUUAAAAUUAAGCAUAAAAGAAUAUUCGUUUCUGAAAAACUAAAAAUUUCCUUUGUGUAAAUAAUACUUUAUCAGAAAUAAAAACUAUUUUCAGUUAAACAUACAUUAUUCUUCACUUCUAAUGGAGUUUGUUACAUUAGAUUUGACUCUAGAGUAAUUGUAAAAUUUUCUUUUAUUUCGUUUAAAUAUUAAAUUUGCUAUGAGAUAAAAUGCAUUUUAAAUGGUCAAAAUAAUAAAAAGUUUCUUUUACUUUUCUCGUGGUUGAGUUUUUACUGCAAUUUUAUAUGAAAUGAACAAUUUUAAAACUUUGCCCUUUUUAGAAGUUAUUUUUAAGUAAUAGCUUAAAAAAACUUUGAUUUCGCAUUUUACUGAAUUAAAUAUUUGUUGUUACAAAUAUAAAAAAAGGAUAAAAUACAAAAAUAAUGCACAAUUAAAGAAUUUAGAAUUAGAUUUAUAACCCAUUUAACUGAACGUUUUCUAAAGUACGCUGAACUGCAUCUGUAAAUAUAGUAACUGAAGAGACUGUUUCUUUUAUCAGAAAUUCGAAUGAAAUGCUGUAUCGCCUUAGACAAGAUUUUGAUUCAAGGAAACUUCCACUGCACUAUCGCCUGCUUUUUCAAUCCGGAAGAGAUAUGUUUAUUCUACAAUGCUGAUGUUUUGGUUUAUUACGAUAUUUUUACAAAGCACAAUGGCAAAAUGAAAUAAAUUCCGGAGGCAUUAUAACAUCUAGGAAGGAAAAACUAAAAAGAGACGAAAAAAGAAACUAAAAUUAGCGCACUCCUCUGAACAACUGAACCAAAGCAUGGGUAACGGAGCGAGCUUUAUCUUAUGCCGUUCGGAGACGAAAAAGGACUCGGAGACUGAUUCUUUUGAGAUGGACCUGCGGGUCAGGGAAUUAGAAGAACGAGCCAGUAAUUUAGAAGCGCUUCUUAGAGAAGCUGAAGCUCAAGUGUCUGAUCUAAAAAAAGAGUUACUGUCAAGGGACAAGAGGAUAGAUUCUCUCCUCAGAGAAGUUCACAAAUUGAAGUCUGUACUAGAAGUUACAUCGCAAGAUGUGGCCCAACCCGAUCUUGUACCUUUCGCUGUGCCCAAAUCGGACGUAUCGGGACCAGUUCCUUCUCCUAUUGGAGGUCCUGGCGGCAAGAAACAAGGUGUUUCAGGUGAGAGUGGAGCGCAGAACUUCAAAGGAAUGAUAGAUUAUAUUCUGGAGAAACACGAGAAAGAUUUCAGAUGGAAACAGUUGAUCAAAGAUGCCAUCUUGGGAAAUGAUUUCUUGCAACAUUUGGUGAACUCAUAUCAAGUAAAAGAAAUAGUAGACUGCAUGUAUUCAAAAGAGGUGCCUGCUGGCUCCCUGGUCAUAAGGGAAGGAGAGCCUGGAAGGCACCUAUACGUUUCUGCAGAAGGAGAGCUGGAAGUCAUUAAAGGUGAAAAAUCAUUGGGUAAAAUGGGACCAGGAAAAGCUUUCGGAGAGCUGGCCAUUCUUUACAAUUGCACGCGGACUGCCACAGUUAAAGCUGUGACUGAUGCCUUACUUUGGGUUCUUGAUCGAAGAGCUUUCCAAACCAUCAUGAUGGUCACAGGUAUACAAAGACAAGAGGAAAAUAUAAAUUUUUUAAAAAGUGUUCCUCUUCUGCAAAAUCUCAGUAAAGAAGUGCUGUCAAAAAUGGCGGAUGUUCUAGAAGUGGAUUUUUAUCCAGCUGGUGAGUACAUAAUUCGUCAAGGUGCUACUGGUGACACAUUCUUCAUCAUCAGCAACGGUCAGGUUCGGGUGACGCAAAAAGUGAUUACAGAUGACGGAAUUUAUGCUGAGGAAGAAAUUCGUUGUCUGGGACGUGGAGAAUAUUUUGGUGAACAAGCUUUGCUGAGGGAAGAUCGUCGCACCGCGAACGUAAUUGCCAUGGAUCCUGGAGUAGAAUGCCUGGCUCUGAAUAGGGAAUCAUUUAAUCAACUCAUUGGUGAUUUGCAAGAACUUCAGACUAAAGAUUAUGGAGAUGAAGCUAGACUGCGGAGGAUAUCCAAUCUGUCUUCAUCACCUGUAUGUCUGGACGAAGAAUACAAGCAUAUACAACUGGACGAUCUCGAUGUCUUAGCAACUCUUGGAGUUGGUGGAUUUGGGAGAGUUCAGCUGGUACAGUACAUUUACGACAAACAGAAAACAUUUGCUCUUAAAAUUCUAAAGAAAGUGCAUGUGGUGGAGACACAACAACAACAGCAUGCUCUCAGCGAGCGAGCAAUUAUGAUGUCAUGUAAACACCCUUUCAUUUGCAGAAUGUACAAGACAUUCAGGGAUGAAAAAUACGUUUUCAUGUUAAUGGAAGCAUGUCUAGGUGGAGAAGUUUGGAGCAUUCUAAGAGACAGGGGUUCUUUCGACGACGCAACUACGCGGUUUAUAACAGGUUGUGUGACGGAAGCCCUUGAAUAUCUACACAACAGAAACAUAAUAUAUAGGGACCUGAAACCAGAAAACUUGCUAUUAGAUGCUGAAGGCUAUGUCAAGUUGAAACCCUUCACCUACUUUUACAAAUUUAUAUAUUUGAAAAAAACCAAAGCUGAAGGUAACAAUUUGGCAAUUUAGCAACUGAAUCCAAAA
Stegodyphus dumicola is the source of this 3499-nucleotide messenger RNA. Its product is annotated as cGMP-dependent protein kinase, isozyme 1-like. The record is from RefSeq and is a predicted model, not a curated record. Gene Ontology annotation, molecular function: ATP binding; cGMP-dependent protein kinase activity. Gene Ontology annotation, biological process: protein phosphorylation. NCBI's taxonomy places the organism in Eukaryota, Metazoa, Arthropoda, Arachnida, Araneae, Eresidae.